Exophiala aquamarina CBS 119918 is the source of this 591-nucleotide messenger RNA. RefSeq lists its product as uncharacterized. NCBI's taxonomy places the organism in Eukaryota, Fungi, Ascomycota, Eurotiomycetes, Chaetothyriales, Herpotrichiellaceae. The transcript has a single exon. The record is from RefSeq and is a predicted model, not a curated record. Bases 1 to 591 code for a protein of 196 amino acids.
AUGGCUGACGGGCACUCUCACUCUCACUCCCACGACCACUCCCCCGACUACUCGCACGAUCAUUCACACUCCCACUCCGAGGAACCCGCACACCUCUUCCAAGCGACAUCCUCAUCCGACAUCCCGCCGGAUGGCUGGCGGUCCAGCGGCGUGCGCGUGAUCCCCGGCGACAGCCUGGACGCCAACACGGCGCAAACACCGGGGAUGCGACGCGCCGCUGCCAUCAACACCGCGCGCGUGGGCGCACAACGCCUCUGGGCCGGGACAGUCAAGAUCCACGCGAACGCGAAGACAGGCGCGCACCACCACGGGCACCUGGAGAGCGUGAUCUACGUCGUCAAGGGGAAGGCCCGCAUGCGCUGGGGCGACAGCCUCGAGUUCACCGCGGAAGCCGGGCCCGGGGAUUUCAUCUAUGUCCCGCCGUAUGUGCCGCACCAGGAGAUCAAUGCCAGUGAGAACGAGGAGUUGGAGUGUGUGCUUAUGCGGAGUGAUGGCGAGGCGAUCGCCGUGAAUUUGCCGGACGUCGUGCCGGUAGAGGAUCCCGAGGGCGUGAUGUGGGUUGAUCCCACGCAUCCUACGGGCGGUGUUUGA